Sciurus carolinensis (gray squirrel) is the source of this 3739-nucleotide messenger RNA. RefSeq names its product calpain 9 (gene Capn9). The transcript has 20 exons. Lineage: Eukaryota; Metazoa; Chordata; Mammalia; Rodentia; Sciuridae. The coding region runs from base 1 to 2073 and encodes 690 amino acids. Gene Ontology annotation, cellular component: cytoplasm. Gene Ontology annotation, biological process: proteolysis. Gene Ontology annotation, molecular function: calcium-dependent cysteine-type endopeptidase activity; calcium ion binding. The record is from RefSeq and is a predicted model, not a curated record.
AUGCCUUACCUCCACGGGGCCGCGGGGCCACAGGCACAUCCGGUCCCCAAGGAUGCCCGGACCACUCACUCCUCGGGCCAGAGCUUCGAGCAGCUGAGGCAGGGGUGCCUGCAGGCGGGCAGGCUGUUCGAGGACAUGGACUUCCCCGCGGACAACACCUCCCUGUUCUACAGCGAGAGGCCCCCGGUCCCCUUUGUGUGGAAACGGCCAGGGGAAAUCGUGGAGAAGCCCGAAUUCAUCCUCGGCGGGGCCACCAGGACUGACAUCUGUCAGGGGGAGCUGGGGGACUGCUGGCUGCUGGCUGCCAUCGCCUCCCUCACGCUCAAUGAGAAAGCGCUGGCCAGAGUGGUUCCCCAGGACCAGAGCUUCGGCCCUGGCUAUGCUGGAAUAUUCCACUUCCAGUUCUGGCAGCACAGCGAGUGGCUGGACGUGGUGAUCGACGACCGCCUGCCCACCUUCCGGGGCCGUUUGGUCUUCCUGCACUCCGCUGACCACAACGAGUUCUGGAGCGCCUUGCUGGAGAAGGCCUACGCCAAGCUGAACGGGAGCUACGAGGCACUGAAGGGGGGCAGCACCGUGGAGGCCAUGGAAGACUUCACCGGGGGCGUGGCGGAGACCUUCCUGACGAGAGAGGCCCCGCAGGACUUCUACGCCAUCCUGGGGAAGGCCCUGAAGCGCGGCUCCCUGCUCGGCUGCUCCAUGGAUAUCAGAAAUGCUGCAGAAUCCGAAGCCCGGACACCUUUUGGUCUCAUCAAGGGUCAUGCCUACACCGUCACGGGGCUGGACCAGGUAGACGUCCGGGGCCAGAAAAUCGAGCUCAUCCGAGUCCGGAACCCCUGGGGCCAGGUGGAGUGGAACGGACCGUGGAGCGACAGCUCCCCGGAGUGGCAGUCUGUGGGCCUGGCCGACCAGAAGCGCCUGUGUCAUGCUGCUCUAGACGACGGGGAGUUCUGGAUGGCGUUCGAGGACUUCAGGGCCCACUUCGACAAGGUGGAGCUGUGCAACCUCACCCCCGACGCGCUGCAGGAGGACGCGCUGCACAGGUGGGAGGUGGCCGUGCAUCAGGGCAGCUGGGUCCGCGGCUCCACCGCCGGGGGCUGCCGCAACUUCCUGGAUACCUUCUGGACAAAUCCCCAGAUAAAACUGUCCCUGACUGAGAAGGACGAGGGGCAGGAGGGGUGCACUUUUCUAGUGGCCCUGAUGCAAAAAGACCGGAGGAAGCUCAAGAGAUUCGGUGCUGACAUGCUGACCAUAGGCUAUGCCAUCUACCAGAGCCCCGGCAGGGACGGACACCUGGACAAGGACUUCUUCAGGUACCAUGCCUCCCUGGCUAGAAGCAGGACGUUCAUCAACCUGAGAGAAGUCUCCGACCGCUUCCGGCUGCCCCCUGGGGAGUACGUUCUAGUUCCCAGCACCUUUGAGCCCCAUCAGGAGGCCGACUUCUGUCUGAGAAUCUUUUCGGAGAAGAAAGCCAUUAGCCGGGACCUGGAUGGCACCGUAGACAUCGACCUUCCUGAGCCCCCGCAGCCAACGCCACCUGAGCAGGAGACAGAGGAGGAGCAGCAGUUCCGGGCCCUGUUCCGUCGAGUGGCCGGAGAGGACAUGGAGGUGACAGCAGAGGAACUUGAAUAUGUUCUAAAUGCUGUGCUGCAGAAAAGAAAGGACCUCAAGUUCAAGAAGCUGAGCCUGAUCUCCUGCAGGAACAUCAUUUCUCUGAUGGACACCAGCGGCAACGGGAAGCUGGAGUUCAGUGAAUUCCGAGUGUUCUGGGACAAGCUGAAGCAGUGGAUCAACCUGUUCACUGAGUUCGACGUAGACAGGUCCGGCACCAUGUCGUCCUACGAGCUGCGGACCGCGCUCAGGGCUUCAGGCUUCCAGCUCAGCAGCCGCCUCCUGCAGCUGAUUGUCCUCAGGUACGCCGAUGAGGGACUUCAGCUGGACCUGGACGACUUCCUCAACUGCCUGGUCCGGCUGGAGAACGCAAGUCGGGUGUUCCAGGCCCUCCGCAUGAAGAACCAGGACUUCAUCCAUCUCAACAUAAACGAGUUCAUCAACCUGACCAUGAACAUUUGAGGCGGCCCUGGUGGUGCCCCACCUGCCCAGCGUCAGCUCUUGGACCGUGAGCUGCUGAGCUGCCCUGGUGGACGGCCUCGCCCUGGGCUCUCUCCUGCCCGCCCCGCACCCUGCUGCCUUGCAGAAUGAAGCCUCUGCUGCCCUCUCUGACUUUGUGCUGCUGCUUCGUAAGAUCACUGCCCUCCAGAGCGGCACCUCUGUGGCCUGGGUCAGGCUUGCUGGCACCUGCUCCUCCACGUCCCCUCCUCCCACUCCCAAGACGCCCUGGCACCCAGAGCCCUGGCUCCAGGGCGCCAGCACCGUGCCCCGGACACCCUGGCAGGCAGGGUUGUCUAGGUGUGUGGAUGCCUCUCGAGGGAAGCGCGGCUGUGGCCUCGUUUUCUGUAUGGCCAGUGCCUCCCUGGAGGGUGACGCCAGCUCACCCCACUCAGCCCACAGCGGGUCCUUGUGGAGAUGGCCCCCUUGCUGGGCGUGCUGUGAGACACUGUCCAUGCAGAAGCUCUCUGUGCCCAAAGCUUGGGGGCUGGAAAAGUUGGUGGCUAGGUUAUUUCUUCUGAGUCCCAUCCUGGUGGGACUCAGUCCUCCCUCCCCACCACAGACGACGAAGCCUGGCUGUGGCUCCCAACACGGGAGGGGAUCCCAGUGCCCUGGGAAAAUGGGAGGUAGCAGAGUGAGUUACUGACUUAAGGAACACAAGGCCACUUCCUCAACGGUGCCUGGGCAGAGGAGGAGGAAGGUGAGGCGUCAGGUGGGCCGAGAGGGAAGGGGAGAGCACAAGAUCAGGUCGGGGGCUCCGGCUGUGACGAGAGGUGCCACUGCCAACAGCAGAGUGGACAUGAUCAAAAGGAGAAAGGGACGACUUCAUGACAGCUAGAGUGUUGGAUGGAACCCGGGGCACUUAACCACUGAGCCACGUCCCCAGCCUUGUUAUUUUUUAUUUGGAGAUAGCGUAUGGUUAGGUUGCUUAGGGCCUCGCUGAGUUGCUGAGGCUGGCUUUGAACUGCGCUGAUCCUCCUGCCUCAGCCUCCUGAGUCUCUGGGAUUACAGUGGUGGCCAACUCCACUCUUAAUUAUUAACAGGACAUUGGGCAGAAAGUCAGCGGGACGCAGGAGACCUCACCAGCCCACCAACCACUCGCCCUGAGGCGGUAGAGCACCUGCCCCCAGGCAGUGAGCACACGCUUUCAAGAGCACAGGGCUUCUCCAGCGAGGCCCAGAACUAUACACUCUAGGCCUCAAGCUAGUUGUGAUGUAUUUAAAAGAAUUUAGAUCAGCCGGAAUACAUUCCCAACCACUGAAUUCAAUUAGAAAUAGAAAAGAAAUGCCUAAAGAUCCAUGAGCUGAAGGGGAAAAAAAAAAAUCACAAUGAAGACUGGAAACAUUUUGAACUAAACACAACAAAAAUAAAACACAUCAAAUUUAAUAGGACAGGAUUGGAGUAGGACUCAGAGUAACAGAAAGUCCUCAAACCAACAGCAUAGGCUUCCAUCUUGAGAGAGAGGGAGAUUAAACCCAAGAGGGCGAAAGGAACAGACAAGAGGUCAGAGCAGAAAUCAACUGGAAAGCGGAACACAGGGGGCAGGCUGGGCUGGGCUCAGCGGUGGAGGCUUGCUUGGCACGUGUGAGGCACUGGGUUCGAGCCUCAGCACCACAUAAAGGUAAAUAAA